UUGUACUGACACUUUGACACUCAGCAUUGUUUGUUUAACGCAGAAAGUCGAGUUUCUAGCAGGUAUUUCGUUCAUUUACAGUUUUUUUGCAAACCAUGAUUAAACUCUAAUAAUCAGACAAAGAGACAGUGGAGCUCUGUAGACCUGAAACUUGACUUUUGCACUUCUCAAAUGCAGACUAUAAAGCUUGUGGUGGUGGGUGAUGGUGAUACAGGAAAGCAAGCAUUGCUCAUGAGCUAUACAGGCCACAAUGGCAAACAAAUGCCCACAGUGUUUGACAACUAUUUUGUGACAGUGAUGAUUGGUGGAGAGGCGUACACUCUGGGAAUAUUUGACACUGCAGGUCAGGAAGAUUUUGACAGACUGCGACCCCUCAGCUACCCUCAGACUGACGUCUUCCUUGUUUGUUUCUCUGUCGUAUCGCUGUCAUCUUUCAAGAACGUCACAGAGAAGUGGGUGCCAGAGAUUUCACACCACUGUCCAGCGACGCCCUUCCUGUUGGUCGGGACUCAGGUGCAUUUAAGAGAUGACAGCGACACCCUGAAGAAGCUGGCCCAGAGCAAACAACAAGCUGUGACCUUCACGAGUGGAGAGAAACUGGCUUGUGAGCUGAAGGCAGUCAAAUACGUGGAGUGUUCAGCUGAGACAGAGGAAGGAUUGAAGAACGUGUUUGAUGAGGCUAUUCUUGCUGCUCUGGAGCCUCCAGAUACUAAAUCCAAGAAGCUCUGCAUCCUGCUAUAGAUGCCACAAGAAGAAGAGAACAAGGAGGAGACGGUGGAGGUGGAGGUGUAGAUUAGAGAUAAGAGAAUAUUAACCCAAAUAGGACUAAAGUGUUAAGUCAUAGUGAUUUAACUUGGGUUACUCACACCUUAACACUGUUGCAGAAAGGCAGCGUACAGCUGGUAAAUCCUCUUGCUUUCGUAGCUGCCUUGAUGUGCCCAUUCAUUCAUUUUCAUUGCCCACACUGGAUCGUCAAAUCAAAUCUCCUAAUGCAACCAGCCCAAGGCUGCGGCUGAGCAGCAACAACUAGAAAGCAGGCCUCGAGGUUCAACUGUAUUAAUGAGCAGUAGAACAGAUGUACCUAAUAAAGUGGCUGCUGAAUGUAUGUAGUGUGACUUUAGUGGGCUGUACAGUAUUUGGUCUCACAUUCUCACAUUGUAUAUAUUGUCUUUGUCCUUUUAAUUAUUUUCUCCAUUUCAGCAAUUAUUCAAAGAAAUUGUUCACACUUCAUUUUUUGUGUAUUAACACUUUUUACUGUACAUUAGACCAAUAUGUUUGCAGUUCUCUUUCCAACGUCAAGAAGUUUUUAA
Molecule: messenger RNA, 1310 nt
Organism: Oreochromis aureus
Lineage: Eukaryota; Metazoa; Chordata; Actinopteri; Cichliformes; Cichlidae
Product: cell division control protein 42 homolog
Exons: 6
Coding region: 172-741 (189 amino acids)
Biological process (GO): small GTPase-mediated signal transduction
Molecular function (GO): GTP binding; GTPase activity
Source: RefSeq, a predicted model, not a curated record